Molecule: messenger RNA, 3588 nt
Organism: Poeciliopsis prolifica (blackstripe livebearer)
Lineage: Eukaryota; Metazoa; Chordata; Actinopteri; Cyprinodontiformes; Poeciliidae
Gene: nexn
Product: nexilin (F actin binding protein)
Exons: 14
Coding region: 195-2786 (863 amino acids)
Biological process (GO): homophilic cell-cell adhesion; dendrite self-avoidance; axon guidance
Cellular component (GO): plasma membrane; axon
Molecular function (GO): cell-cell adhesion mediator activity
Source: RefSeq, a predicted model, not a curated record
ACCCCCAACCAGCAGCCAGUAGGGUCUGUUCAGACUGUGGUCACGCCUCACCGAUAGUCUCGCAGCUCUGACUUCACUGGUUUGAGUUUUUAUCUACAAAAAGGAUUUUUGAAUCAGAACUUGAGGACUAAGAUACACUCAGAAGCUUCAAUUACAACAAAUCCUGUUUGUCAACUUGUCAUUGUGGCACAAACAUGACUGAGGUGGUACAGGUUGCAGCUAGUGAUGUUCAUGAUGAUAAAGAUGACGCAAACGACAACGAGCACAGGAUGAGCGCCGAAGACGACUCGGAGGAGGAAAUGAGACAGGAAGAGAACGAUGAGACAUUUAGUGAUGCUGAGGAGAGAAGUGAAGGGAUGCCACAGAGCAAAGGCAGAGAAACUAACAGAGUGGAUGACAGAACAAGUGAGGAGGCUGAGACAACCCAACUGAAUGGAGAGGAAAGCAAAGAAAGUGAGAAAAAUAAUGCUGUCAAUGGUGUUUCGGACAGUAAAGAUCAAGUGCAGGAAACAGACAACUCACAGAACAUGUCUGAUUUGGCUUUUAAGAAAGAGAAGUUGCUGAGGGCCAGAAGGCCAGUGGCCAGGAGCUACGUGCCGAAGCUGAACAAAGAAAAAGGAGAUGUGACAAACAAGUUUGAGGCCAUGCAGAAAGCCAGAGAGGAGCGCAGCCGGCAGAGGAACAGGGACGAGCAGCAGAAGAGGAAGGAUCAAUACGUCAAGGAGAGGGAGUGGAAUCGCAGAAAGCAGCAGAUAAAAGAACUACUUGCUUCCAGUGAUGAGGAAGAGGAGGUAAAAACGAAAAAGGUGGAAAAGUCCUACGUCCCCAAAAUCACAGGUAGUGUGAAGGGGAAGUUUGCAGAAAUGGAGAAACAGAGACAAGAAGAGGAGAGGAAGAGGAUGGAGGAGGAGAGGAAGAAGAGAGAGGCCCAGGAUAACAUGGAGAAAGCAAAAAUUAAGAAGGAACUGGCUCAGAAAGCUGCUGAGGAAGGAGAUGACACAAUCCUGAUACGUGUGGUUCCAGCAAAGCAGUCAAGACCUCCAGGCAAAAUCAAGAUGAACUUUGAGGACAUUGAGAAAAGCCGAGAGGAGGAGCUGAGGAAAAAGGUAGAGGAGGAGAAGAAGAGACGGUAUGAUGAAAACAGACGCUCCUUCAGGGAAGCCAAGCGGCGCUCUAUUGUUCAACAAGAGGAUGAAGAAGAAAAACCUUUAGAGAAGUUGUCGGUGACUCCUGGAAAGCUGAAGCUGACAUUUGAGGAGCUGGAAAAGGAAAGGCAGGAGCAGCGGAGGAAGCAAGCUGAAGAAGAAGCCAAACAACGUUUGCUGGAGGAGAAGAAGGCUUUUCAGGAGGCAAAACAGGGAAUGGAAGAAGACGAGGACAUCAACCAGGAGGAUCAGGAGGACAAAGAGGAGAUUCGUCCUGGAAAACUGAGACUGAGCUUCGAGGAGCUGGAGAGACAAAGAGUUGAAGAGGAGCGCAAGAGAGCAGAGGAGGAGGCCAAGAGACGCAUGGAGGAGGAGAGAAGAGCUUUUGCUGAAGCAAGGAAGAGCAUGCUGAUAGAUGAAGAUGACGAAGUGCUGAUGGCCUUGCUGAACCUAGAGGGCAGCAAACCUGGGAAAAUCUGCGCCAGCUUCGAGGACUUAGAGCGGCAGAGACGUGAGGAGGAGCAGAGGAAAGCAGAGGAGGAGGCCAAGAGGAGGCUGGAGGAGGAGAAGAGGCUCUUUGCUGAGGCUCGCAAGAGCAUGAGCCCUAUCCUGGAUCAGGAAAAAUCUGCAUAUGGAGAUGAAACAGUGCUGGAAGAUGAUGAGGUGAUGGUGAAGAGUGAGUCUCAGGAGGCUCUGCACCCCAGAAAAUUGGAGAUCAACUUUGAGGAGCUCCUAAAAGAAAAGGAAGAGGCUGAGAGAAGACGCAAGGCAGAGGAGCGCAAAAAGAAGCUGGAGCAGGAAAAGCAGGAGUUUGAGCAGCUCAGAAAAGAGAUGGGAGAGGAAGAAAUAAAUGAAAGUUCAGACGUCAUCAGCACAGAAUACGAAGAACUGACAAAACUCAAGAAAACUGGCUCCAUUAAAGCCAAAAACCUCAAGUCCAAAUUUGAGAAAAUCAAGCAGCUGACAGAGGAGGAGAUCCAGAAAAAGAUCGAGAUGGAACGAGAGCGAAGGAAGGCUAUUGAUGACGAAAUUAAACAGAGAGAAGCUGAAAGGGCCCAGGAGGACGAGGAAGAAGAAGAAAGAGAAGCAACUUCAGUGAGAUCUGACGACCUACCGUUCAAACAGAAGGUGGACAUGCGGGCCCGGUUCGAACAAAUGGCCAAAGCCAGAGAGGAAGAAGAACGGAGGAGAAUAGAGGAGCAGAAGCUGCAGAGGAUGCAAUUUGAACAGCAAGAAAUCGAUGCUGCGCUACAAAAAAAGAAGGAGGAUGAUGGCGAGGAUGAAAGCAGCAUCAUCAAUGGAUCUGCAGCCUAUGAAGAUGAGGAAGAUCACGCGAGGUCAGGUGCGCCGUGGUUUAAAAAGCCCCUCAAAAACCAGUCGGUGGUGGAUUCUGAGCCAGUUCGGUUCACCGUUAAGAUCACUGGAGAGCCAAAGCCAGAGGUCACCUGGUGGUUUGAGGGAGAGAUGCUCCAGGACUGUGAGGACUAUCAGUACAUCGAAAGAGGAGAGACAUACUGCCUCUACCUGCCGGAGACCUUCCCGGAGGAUGAGGGGGAGUACAUGUGCAAGGCUGUGAACAGCAGGGGCACAGCAGCAAGUACCUGCAUUCUCACAAUAGAAAGUAAGACCACUCUGGUGUGACUGCAUGCCUGCAUGGUGAUCUUUCCCUGGAAUUUACCUCACUUUACAAAGUGGAUCGCAUGCUCCUCUUGUUCAGGAACUCAGGCUGAAAAGCAAACUUUUACAACAGCUCUUCUGUUUCUGUCUUGCAGCUUAUGACUACUGAAGCCCUCCCUGUUGUUUUUCAAUGUAAAACAUCAUCCACUGUGGUCAAAUGGUAGAGGGACGGACAGUAUGCUUGGCAUUCCUAAGACAAGGAUACACAGCACAUGCACGCAUAUACACAAGACAUUAUGUUGUUUACGUAUUGUUCAAUGAAAAAUGCUGCCCACCCUGUAGGGAUUUUGGAUUAUACCUGUGCCAAAACAGACAGAUUCCUGUUUCAACACCAGGGGUCGCAAUGUGCUUCAAAUAUGUUAUCGUUGCAAAACCUGAACGAUGUUAAUCAGUUCAAAAUGCUGUUGAUUUUCAUUGUAAAUAUCACACUUUUAUGGUCCAUAAACAGCAAACAAGACUAACCAGAUCUCACACCGAGAAGCAACACUCAUCAAGGUACGACUGCAACAGUCACAUUUUGCAGGAAAUAAAUUCAUGUGUACAUCCUAAUUUUUUAUAUGCAGAAUCUGACAAAAAUAAUUGAUCAUUGGUUAUUUUUCAUGAAUCCAGGCCAAUUUUCUCUAAAUUCUUGAUUCAGAUGUCAUUGUUUAUUUGUCAAGAACGAUCUUUUAUUGUUGAUAAUUAAUGAAAAGUAGGCUAGUGUGAUGAUUUGUCUUAUUAUAUGAUAAAUAGAGAACAAGUUUUAAUAAAAUAAAAUAAAACUACA